Molecule: messenger RNA, 1100 nt
Organism: Prorocentrum cordatum
Lineage: Eukaryota; Dinophyceae; Prorocentrales; Prorocentraceae
Source: the annotation of a GenBank genome assembly
CGGGAGGCAGAGGAGGAUCGGGAGGAGAUGAUGAUGGUUGGAGAAGGAGGAGGAGGGGCAACCCGAGCGGUGCAUGCAGUGCGAGUCUCCUAUCCAUGUUGACAUGUCUGAGGAACUGGCCGAGUUGGCAGUGGCACGGGGGGUCAAGCAGCUAGGCGUAGGGUGGGAUAUGGAGUUCGGACGCCUGAGGGCAAGUCAGGAUAGAAAGGGGCGCUGGAUCAGCUACAGCCACGUGCAAUUCGGGUACCCUGUCGGCGAGUGGUUGCUAGAGCAGAAGCAACGCGCCGAACUUGGCCUCCUAGACCAGGAGAGAAUUGCGAGGCUGAGGGGCGCUGGCGUGCUCAUGACGAUUGGGCAGCUUGGCGAGAAGUUCGAUGUCGGGCUUGAUGUUCUCAAGAAGUACGUAGACAAAAACGGGCCAGGAUACAUAAGCCUGACCGCCAAGGGAGAGUGCGGCUUCAAGCUUGGGCAGUGGGUCCGGUCGAUGCGACAUAAACAGCAUCAAGGCUGUCUGACCGAGAACCAGUCGGCGCAGUUGGGCAAUGCCUUGAAAGGGUGGACGGCGUCGCAUGUUCCGACUCAGAGGCUCGCGGAGCAUCCGGACGAUGAAGAGGCUCGCGAGCUCACGCUGAGGAUCGAAAAGGAGUUGAAGUCGCUCAAGAUGAAAGACGUCAAGGAGCGGAGGAAGAUUUUCAGGUCGCUCGUCAUGGAACACCAUCCAGAUGUUUCGCAUGAGAAGCACGCGGACAAGGCCAUCAAGUAUCUGUCGGAUGUCAAGGACUGGUUCCUGACGGGCUGACCCGCGCCGCCGCCCGCCACGGGACGCUGGCGACCGCGGCCACCCGCCACCCGCGGCGAACGGCCGCAUCGCCCGCGUGCGGCCGCGGCCGCCGAGGCCCGUCGUCGCUCGCUCGUAGUCGUCGUCGUCGGCGGUAGCCGCCGCGGCUGGGCGCGCCGCGCGCCGGCACGGCCCGAGCGCCGGUGGCCCUGACGGUGGCGGGCGGGGCGCGCGUGCCGCCAGGCAGUGGCUGCGCGGGAGUUGCGUGGCCGUGGCGCGGGUGGUCUCCUUCGGCGGCGAAGUCCGAAUCCUACCCUCGCCG